AUGGCUGGCAAUCAAAGUGAAGAAACGAGCCCUAACAAAAGCAGAAGUGAGCAAUCGAUCAUCGAUACUGGUAAUCCCCUGUACAUUCAUCCUUCUGAUAGUCCUGGAAUGACUUUAGCAGUUCUGUUUUAUGGAAUUGGGUAUCGCUCAUGGAGAAGGAGCGUCUUGCGAGCUUUGUCAUUUAAGAAUAAAUUAGGGUUUAUAAAUGCGGAAUCUAGAAGACCUAGCCCCGAUUCACCUCAAUUCCGUCAAUGGGAGAGGUGUGAUGAUAUGGUAACAUCGUGGAUCCUCAAUUCCCUCGCUAAGGAGAUUUCUGAUAGUGUGGAAUAUGUGAAUGACUCAGCUGAGUUGUGGAGGGAGUUAGAGGAUCGUUAUGACCAAACGAAUGGAGCAAAAUUGUAUCAGAUUCAGAAGGAGAUCAAUGAUCUUACACAUGGUUCCUUAGACAUUACUACGUACUAUACGCGAAUGAAGAGACUGUGGGAGGAACUGAACACUUUGAGCACCAAGUCUCAGUGCAACUGCAAUUGCACAUGUGGGGCAAAUGAGGCAAUGCAUAAGGCAGAACAAGAUCGAAGACUUAUCCAAUUUAUGAUGGGACUAAACGAAGUGUACACAAUAGUACGAGGAAGUAUCCUCAUGAUGAAGCCUUUGCCUUCUAUGGGUCAGGCCUUUUCUCUCUUGAUACAGGAAGAAAAACAAAGGGAAUUCAAGCCCAAUAGUCAGCUGAAUUUGGAUUCUACUUCAUUGCAUGUGAAUGCAAAUCCACAGCAUCAAAAUCCAUUUGGGGCCAGAAACUUCAAGACACACUAUACAGCUAACAACAAUAACAAAGGCCGUCCAUUCUGUGAUUACUGUAAGAGACCAGGACAUACAAAAGAAAAGUGCUAUAAGUUGCAUGGAUACCCUCAAAGUAAUUCUUACAACAAUCAGAACCUCAAUCGUGCCAAUGCACAGCCAUAUAAUCAGGGAAACAACCAGACCUACAAGUUCAAUAGGGGAAAAGGGUCUGUGGCAAAUGUACAUGGGACUCCAGCUGAUAUAGGUCAUGAGAGUGGAGAUAAUCAGGACUAG
Messenger RNA from Nicotiana attenuata, 1074 nucleotides. RefSeq lists its product as uncharacterized. The transcript has a single exon. The record is from RefSeq and is a predicted model, not a curated record. The coding region runs from base 1 to 1074 and encodes 357 amino acids. Lineage: Eukaryota; Viridiplantae; Streptophyta; Magnoliopsida; Solanales; Solanaceae.